UGUCACCAGGCUCCUUCCCACCACCAAAUGUCCCUCCCGGAGUGCUGAGGAGCUCCCUGCUCAGAGCCACUUUGGGCACUUCUCUUUCUAAAGGUGACAAUGGACAAGGGAGAGGAAGAUGCUGCCCUGAAGGAACAGGCCCGCAGCUUCAUUGAAMACGUGAUAAGCAGCGCACAAGAGCAUCUUCUGGAUUUGCAAGAGACAGAGACAGCUGAAUAUGACAUCAAAAAUAUCCAGUGGACCACAUGCAAGGACUUCACCGUGCAGAGAGGACAGGAGCAGAUUGAAGAAUACAUCUCUACAUGGGAGUUUCAUGAAAGUUGGCUCCACUGGACACAAUUUCUGGAGGAAGAGGAUACGAAGUACAGCAAGCGGUACCAUUACAGAGUCUGCUGGAGCACCCCGACACGCAGAAAACCCAUCCCACGAGCCACGGCAAGCGUCCACUUCGUUAUAGAGGUCUCCAAAAUCAAGCCAGCUACCUUGCCUGUGGAGGUGCUCUUCGUUCUGGAAACGAGCAGGCUCAUCCACAGGCCAGGAGAGUGUCGAUUUAGAGAAAAGUGGCUUAAAGACAUCAUUGAAAAUAAAAUCAUCCUCAUAGAGAGCCUUAUUCUAUAA
Molecule: messenger RNA, 618 nt
Organism: Nothoprocta perdicaria
Lineage: Eukaryota; Metazoa; Chordata; Aves; Tinamiformes; Tinamidae
Gene: AKAP14
Product: A-kinase anchoring protein 14
Exons: 5
Coding region: 100-618 (172 amino acids)
Cellular component (GO): cAMP-dependent protein kinase complex
Molecular function (GO): protein kinase A regulatory subunit binding
Source: RefSeq, a predicted model, not a curated record